Molecule: messenger RNA, 1214 nt
Organism: Neoarius graeffei (lesser salmon catfish)
Lineage: Eukaryota; Metazoa; Chordata; Actinopteri; Siluriformes; Ariidae
Gene: alyref
Product: Aly/REF export factor
Exons: 6
Coding region: 133-939 (268 amino acids)
Biological process (GO): mRNA export from nucleus
Cellular component (GO): nucleus
Molecular function (GO): mRNA binding
Source: RefSeq, a predicted model, not a curated record
CGUAAAGGCGCCUUUUCCUGUUCUACAAACAUUCAGGCUAGGGGCAGAGUAGCUGUAUUCUUGGUGGUUUUUUUUUUUCCUUCCUUUCUUCCGUUUAGUCAGCAGCCGCGUUAGCAUUAACCAGGUUAAACAAUGGUAGACAAGAUGGAUAUGUCGUUGGACGACAUCAUCAAACAGAAUAAACAGCAGAGAGGAGGCGCGGGCGGCCGUGGUGGGAGAGGCGGCCGAGGCCGAGGUAGCGGUGGCCGCGGUGCAGGAGGCGCCGGGCGGCUGGGAGCUAAUGCGGGUGGAGGCUUUGGAGGCCGCGGCGGAGGCUCAGGCCCCAUGAGGAAUCGUCAGAACCUGAGCCGUGGCAGAAGCAGAACUACGCCGUACAGCAGGCCCAAGCAGCUACCUGACAAGUGGCAGCACGAUCUGUUUGACAGUGGCUACAGCACCAAUUCUGGAGGUGGUGGAGGUGCAGGUGUGGAAACUGGAGGGAAGCUACUUGUAUCCAAUCUUGACUUUGGGGUCUCUGAUGCAGACAUUCAGGAACUUUUUGCAGAAUUUGGCACUUUGAAGAAGGCUGCGGUGCAUUAUGACCGGUCUGGGCGCAGUCUUGGCACAGCAGAUGUCCACUUUGAGAGGAAGGCAGAUGCUUUAAAAGCCAUGAAACAAUACAAUGGUGUUCCUCUUGAUGGUCGUCCAAUGAACAUUCAGCUCGUCACAUCACAGAUUGAUGCACAGAGACGAGCACCAAUGCAGGGUCUGAAUCGUGGAGGUAUGAACAGGAACAAGAUGGGGGGCUUUGGAGGCAUACAGAGAGGACGGGGAGGUCGGGGAGUUGGAGGGCUCAGAGGCCGUGGCAGAGGGGGACGAGGCAAUAAUAAACAGCAGCUCUCAGCAGAAGAAUUGGAUGCCCAGCUAGAUGCCUACAAUGCCAGGAUGGAUACCAGCUAAAUGGCCUGAUCUCUUCAGGCUGCAGCCUUUGGUCUUGGCAGCAUCGUGGGAUGUUACCGCUUUGAAAAGCUGGACGUUUUACAUUUACAUGUCUUCAAAAGUGAUUUAAAUUUGUGUACUGGUUUUCUCCUUUUAAAUGCGUUUUUUUAUAUAUAUACCUAUUUUAUUUCCUUUUUGAAAACCUAGUAUGACUGUAGGACUUGAGUGGGGAGGUGCUUGUCUUUACCUUCCCUUUAUAGUUCACUGUAAUAAAACCUGCAGUACAUGGUAUCCAA